AUGGCGGUUGAACUGGCUGCAGAUGUUCCUGGAGUGGCGCUGAUCGAUUGUUUAAGUCAAAAACCUCAACCUAUCAUUCAAAAGAUUCAACUUCCGCCUAGACCCAAUUCGUCAAAGGCACCGCCAAGACUUUCAGAUGGAGUACCCAUGGAUAUUGAUGCUAUCGCUGCAGAUCUGGGCUUCACCUAUGACGCCUAUUGA
Messenger RNA from Puccinia graminis f. sp. tritici CRL 75-36-700-3, 201 nucleotides. RefSeq lists its product as uncharacterized. The transcript has a single exon. NCBI's taxonomy places the organism in Eukaryota, Fungi, Basidiomycota, Pucciniomycetes, Pucciniales, Pucciniaceae. The coding region runs from base 1 to 201 and encodes 66 amino acids. The record is from RefSeq and is a predicted model, not a curated record.